Messenger RNA from Acanthopagrus latus (yellowfin seabream), 3527 nucleotides. It is a transcript of the gene mul1, whose product is annotated as mitochondrial E3 ubiquitin protein ligase 1b. Gene Ontology annotation, biological process: organelle organization; protein ubiquitination. The record is from RefSeq and is a predicted model, not a curated record. NCBI's taxonomy places the organism in Eukaryota, Metazoa, Chordata, Actinopteri, Spariformes, Sparidae. The transcript has 5 exons. Gene Ontology annotation, molecular function: ubiquitin-protein transferase activity. The coding region runs from base 162 to 1220 and encodes 352 amino acids. Gene Ontology annotation, cellular component: mitochondrion.
UUUGCCAUUAAUGAUUCUACAGCGACACCUGCCGGCGGGGAGGAGUAUUGCACUUCCCCGACAUUUAUUUUGCACUGUGGAGACCUGGCGCUGUUGUUAAAGGCUCUGUUGACAAGGGGACCAACAUAAACACAGCAGCUCUGGAUGCUGCACGUCACAGGAUGGACUCCAGUGGGAAAGCCUCAACAGCACAGCUCGUGGUUUUGGCCACCAGCUCGGCUCUGACGGCGCUCUUCUACUCCAUUUACCGGAGCAGAGCAACGACAGUUGCCAGAUUAAAGGAAGCCAAGAAAGUCUCAAUUGACCACGAGUUGAAAAACAUACUGUCUGAAACUCCCGGAAGAUGCGUCCCAUAUGCAGUCAUAGAAGGUGUGGUAAGAUCUGUGAAGGAAACUCUGAACAGCCAAUUUGUGGAUAACUGCAAAGGUGUGAUUGAAAGACUGACCCUGAAGGAAGAAAAGAUGGUGUGGAAUCGCACCACUCAUCUCUGGAACAACACUGAGAAAGUCAUCCACCAGCGCACCAACACAGUUCCGUUCUCCCUCGGGUCACAUGAUGACAACAUCUCUGUCGCGGUGCGAGUCAUACGUCCACUAGACGCCACCGAGUUGGACCUGGAGACCACCUAUGAGAACUUCCACCCCACAGUCCAGUCCCUGUCCAACGUCAUCGGCCACUUCAUCAGCGGUGAACGACCCAAGGGCAUCCACGAGACCGAGGAGAUGCUGCGGCUGGGGGACAGCGUCACGGGCGUGGGAGAGCUGGUCCUGGACAACAACCUGAUCAAGAUCCAGCCUCCCAAACAGGGCUUCCAAUACUUCCUCACCCGGCUGGACUACGACGCUCUUCUCAGGAAGCAGGGCAACAGCGUCAGACUGUGGCGGAUUCUGACCGUCGUCUUCGGUGUCGCCGCCUGCUCCACACUCAUCUUCAUCCUGUGGAAGCGAUACGCUCACCACAGACAGAGCAAGAGGGAGAGGAGCAUGCUGGAGGAGUUCAAGGAGCAGCAGAAGAAACGUAUGCGUGAACUCAACCUGGAGGAGGGCAGCGUGUCGCCCACCAGCUGUACUGUGUGCCUGAGCCGGGAGCGCUCCUGUGUGUUUCUGGAGUGUGGUCACGUGUGUGCCUGUAGCUCGUGCUACGACGCCCUGCCAGAGCCAAAGAAAUGCCCCAUCUGCAGGGCCACUAUAGACAGGGUGGUGCCUCUUUACAACAGCUAGUGUGGAAAUACAGAUCAGUCACAGUAACACUGGAGAUAUGUCAGUCAGAACCUGCCUGGUCAGACUUGAAAAGGGUAUCAUCAGUACUUUUUGUUUUUGCUCACUCUUAUAGAUGAAUAGCAGAUAUAUGUGCUGAAUCAUUGUGCAGUUAAAUCCAAAUUCCCAUUUAUUUCUUCAUACAAAAGACAGUGAAAGAAAACACAGAUAUGUUCUGGUGCCAGAUUCUCAGAUUUAAGGAUUCGCUGCUUGUCUCUUUUUUUUGUUUUGUUUUGUUACUGUUUUGUGUUUUGAACUUGUUGUUGAACACAUUUGAGGAUGCCAACUUUGGAUGUGGGACGGUGCGAUCGACACAUAGGAUAAAGUAUCAAUCAAAAAUAUUACUUGGAGAUUUAUCGCUAACAAAAAUAGUUCCGCCAUAGAAGGUGGCAGAAAAUGGCAACACUCAAGUCAAGUAGCUCAACAGAGCUGGAUUUGUGUAACAACAACAACAUGACUGAUAGUUUUGAGUGAAAGUCGGCUUCAUAAUCUGCACUUAUCAUUGCUGUCACAACAGUGUUAAAUGCUGCUAAUCACCCGACAAACUCAAGCGGGGAAACCCACAACUUUUUUUUGCUUUCAGUCCCUCUUAUAGAUAAAUAGCAGGUUUCUGUGCUGAAUCACGAUGCUGUCAAAUCAAAUUUGGAACCUGUAUAAACAGACAAAAUGAAAUCCCUUCUUCCAUCUUGACAGAGAAAAUUAGAUUCCUCCCAACUCAGACGCUGACAAAGAUCAGUCCUACAUCCAACAGCGAUCAAUCUUCAAACUUAAGAGCAUUUACCAAGAAUAUUUAUUAUGUACUGACACGCUCAGAGCAGGAUGUAAGAGCCCGCACGGUUAAGACUUUCUGAAAGCUCAUCCACCAUUUAAGUGUCAGUAAGUGUUGGUAUAUAUUAAGAAUACUCUACAUCGAUUAUUUUACAAAGCCUUAAUGUUGUAAACGAUAGAAAUGGAUUACACUUGGCAUCAUUCAGUAUGAAGACAGAGAUUAAUGUACAACUUUUAUCUUGCUGUCGACUUGGUGGUUUGUUCAGUGUCGCUGCUACUUGAAUUCAUUACUGGUUAAGUACAGAUUGUCACAAAUGUCAUUCAGUCAUGAAAACUAUAUAUAAGCAUGUGGCAAACAACAAAUGCACCAUAAUUAUGACAACAAUAGAUGAAAACUGAAAAUGUGAUAUCAGAAAAUGACAGUGUGAACCUCAGACAAAGAGAAGAGAAGUAUUUCUCUGCUCCUGCAGUUGUGGUCGUCUCUGAGCAGGAACUAUGAUAGAUGUAAAUGAAACAUUCUCUCCAGUCUUCCUAGUAGGUUGUGCAGCUUCUUAUACUAAUAUGGUCUUGGCCUUCACUCUUUUAUGAUAAUUUCUAAGAAGGUUUUCAGUCACAAGACUUUGUGGGGAAGCUCGUAAGCUUAAGAAAUUUCAUAAGAUGGAUUUUAAACUUUACCCAAUAUGCCUUUUUGGAAAUGGAGUCCAUCUUGUUCUCAGUCUUUGUCCGCGUGUUUCAGGCUCCCUGAAGUUCCUUUGUUGUCUUAAGUUUGGAUUUAGCUUCAGUGAGUUUAAGGUUGUGUUUGAGGUGCAGUUCAGAGGAAAGUUCAAGGUUAAUACUUUAAAAAAAAAAAAAAAAGCCUGUGUAGGAGUUUGAAGGGCGAGGUCAGGUGAGGUGCAAGAAGGGAUGAUUGUACAAGCUUUCGUCGGGUUGUCCUGCAGAGAGGGAGCACGCUGACCUUGUCCUGUUAUUUGUUUUGUUUUUCAUUUUUCCUCUGAGUGCCUGAUGGAAAGAAAUCUGCAGCAGCUGCUCUAUGAACACUCAGCUAGAGGACACACGGAGCGGCGAAAACAUGUUGAAGAGUCACCUCCGCACCAUCACAGCUGCCGAUUGUUGCACUUUGAACCUGCUGAAUCUGUCGAACCUUUGAAUCAGCUCAUUGUCUGUUUGCAUCUGAGACUUCAAUAAAGACAAGUGCAAUGUGGAAAAACCGAAUUGCUUAAAAAUGUCACAGUGAUUGUGUAAAAUAAAGACGCAAAGAGAGCUUGUUGUAGAAGACGGAGGUUUUCUGCCAGGAGAGGGAGAUGUCUGCCUGUGAGGAAAAUCAGCAUUCAGGAAUCGGGGAGCGUGAAUAGCCACAAAAACGUGAAGCAACAUGUUCCCCAAAACCAACCAGCUGUUUUUUUUCAAACAUCUAUCGAAACAGUGCAAUUCUAGGCCCUGCAUGAAAUGCUCAGUUUUGUUUUGUUUCAGUGGCAGAAACAUGAAUAAAUUGAUUCAAGAUUC